Molecule: messenger RNA, 464 nt
Organism: Melitaea cinxia (Glanville fritillary)
Lineage: Eukaryota; Metazoa; Arthropoda; Insecta; Lepidoptera; Nymphalidae
Gene: mRpL33
Product: 39S ribosomal protein L33, mitochondrial
Exons: 3
Coding region: 194-391 (65 amino acids)
Biological process (GO): translation
Cellular component (GO): mitochondrion
Source: RefSeq, a predicted model, not a curated record
GAUCCAUGCUUUGUCUUAGGAUCCAUGCUUUAGACCAUGGAGCUUGGAGUUUGACUAUGGUAGAUUGUGACUUGAAACUUGCUUGAAACGUCAAAUAAAAAGUGAAAAGGUUAUGUUAUGGACUAGACUUUAAAUAGAGAUAUAUAAACAUAUACAGUAAAUCUGGAUGUCGCUCACUGCUUAAAAUUUCAAAAUGUUUUUAACAAAUGUACUAUUGAAAAAAGCAAAAAGCAAAAGAAUCAUGGUUUUAAUGGAAAGUGUAGUCUCCGGUCACCAGUUUAAUGCCAUUCGAGAACGUUUAGCGGAUAAAUUGGAACUUAUUCGUUUUGAUCCAUAUAUUCAACAUGAAAGCAUUUACAAAGAAAGGAAGAAGAUUAGAAGCAUGAAGUAGACCGAAUAAUUUAAUUUAGAAUUAGUUAUAUAUUAGAAAUAGGUAAAUAAAACAUAUUUGUUCAUUUAAAUAA